AUGAAGCACUUUUGGUAUCAUGUCUUAUUCCUUUUUUUAUUUGCCUUUUCAUUCAUUCUUUUUCGGUUCCGUCUUUUCGUUUAUCUUUCUAUUUCUCUCCUCGUUUCUUUUCUCCAUUAUUUUGUUUGUUUCUUUCUUUCUUUCCAUUUUAUUUUCCCUUCCCUCUUCUACUUAUUCACUUUCUCUGUUGAUUUAAUUCAUUUUUAUUCGCUUUUUCCCAUUUCUAUUUUAUAUCUUUGCUUUUUAUAUAUUUCUUUUUUUUCCUUUUCUCUUGUCAUUCUCUCUCUCUCUCUCUCUCUCUCUCUCUCUCUCUCUCUUCAGUUUUUUUCUUCUUUUUUUUUUCUUUUUUUCUUUCUUUUUUCUUUCUUUUGUUUUUCAUUUUUUUCCUUUUUUCUUUUUUAUUUCUUUUCUUUUUCCUUCUUUUUAUUUCUUUCGUUUUUCAUUCUUUUUCAUUCUUCUUUCUUUUUAUUUAUUUUGUUUAUCAUUCUUUUUUCUUUUUUUAUUUCUUUCGUUUUUCAUUCUUCUUUCUUUUUAUUUAUUUUGUUUAUCACUCUUUUUUCUUUUUUAUUUCUUUUGUUUUUCAUUCUUUUUCCUUUUUUCUUUUGUUUUGUUUUUCAUUCAUUUUCCUUCUUUAUUGUCAUUCUUUCGUUCCUUUUUAUAAUUCUUAUUCAUUUUCUAUGA
Molecule: messenger RNA, 681 nt
Organism: Acanthosepion pharaonis
Lineage: Eukaryota; Metazoa; Mollusca; Cephalopoda; Sepiida; Sepiidae
Source: the annotation of a GenBank genome assembly